AUGUUUAUUGUAUCGAAGCAUCUUGUCAUUUCACAGCGAUGCGGAUCUAAUCAAUCACGAACUCUGUUUACAUCACUUCGCAAUGUAUUUCUAAAAAGCAAAAAUAAGGUGCCUAUACCUAAAACAGUGAACGAUAUCCAAUUACAUCAUGGAAAAACUCGGCAAGACUUGUUCUCAUGGAUGGAAAACUUAUCAGAUCAACAUUUAGGAAGCUACAUUAAAGCCGAAAAUGAAUUCACACGUCAAUCCAUGCGUCAACACAAGUUUUUACAUAAAAUUGUCUUACAAGAAAUGAAACGAAGAUUGUACAUACCAAAUGUACUACCGCCGCUAAAGACAGUAGCGAAUGGAUACGAAUACUAUUCAACGACAUCAGCAUAUGGCAUGGUGUAUUUGAGGAAAAAGCUAGGCGAAGGAAGAGAUGCACCAGAGCAAGUAUUACUAAACUCGGGAUUUCUGAGAUCAAUGAACAUGUCUGUGCGAAAAGUGUUAUUAUCGCCAGACCAUUCGAUAUUUGCUUACAAUACCGAGAGAGAGGGCAUGGAAUACGGUGAAUUGCACUUCAAGGACUUGAACAAUAGAGCGCAUUGGGAGAAUGAGGUUCUGGAUAAUGUCUUUAAUUUUGUGUGGGCAAAUAAUCAAGUUGUUUACUACACUGUGCCCAAUGCCCAGUUGAGGCCUUAUCAAGUGUAUGCGCAUGUUAUUGGCACAGAGCAAUCACAAGAUGUGCUUGUUUAUGAGGAGCUAGAUGACACAGUAUUUGUUGAUAUCACUAGUUCGAAAGAUGGCAACUACGUUACCAUCAAUGCAAACUCUCUCUCAUCAUCCGAAGUCAGAGUAAUAGAUACAAGCCAUGAUUUCACGCACAAGACUGCACCCAGACUACAACUCGUUAAGCCUCGUGUUCCUGGCGUAGAAUAUUAUGUGGAUCAUCAUGACGAUACAUUUUACAUCUUAACAAAUGCUGAUGAUGCCAAAAACUUCAAGCUAGUACUGACACCAGAUGAUGCCAUUGGGAAAGCGCAUUGGACAGAUCUAAUCACCAUGAAACCUACAGAGAAAAUAGAGGAUGUUGAUUUAUUUCAGAACAAUGUAGUUAUCUAUGGUCGCAGAGACGGCUUACCCAUGAUACUAUGUCAUGAUUUACGCACAAAAGAGACGCACCAAGUGCAAUUGCCUGAAGAGUUUUGUGUCUUGAAUCCCGGCACGAAUCUGGAUUUCAAUACAGAUGUCUUUCGUUUUUCAGUGAUUUCACCAUUUACGCAUGAAUCAACCUAUGAAUACGACAUGUCUACUCGCAAACUGCAUCCCAUUCGAGUACAGACCAUUCGAAAAUUCGACAGAUCAAAGUAUACUUGCAGCCAAAUUCAUGUCAAAUCACACGACGACAAGCAGAUUCCUGUUACUCUAAUACACAAAAAGGACAUUGAGCUUAAUGGAAGAAACCCUGUGCUAAUGAGAUCGUAUGGUGCUUAUGGCACAUCCACAGAUAUUGAGUUUCGAGUAGAACAGUUUCCUCUCAUCGAGCGUGGCUGGGUGAUUGCGUUAGCUCAUGUGCGUGGAGGUGGGGAGUUAGGGAAAGACUGGUACGAAGAUGGCAAGCUCGACAAAAAGAUGAACAGCUUCAAGGACUUUAUAGCAGUGGCAGAACAUCUCGUGGCCUCCAAACUCACUUCGCCCGACCAUCUCACUGCCAUGGGCACAAGUGCGGGCGGUCUGCUUGUGGGUGCCAUGCUUCACAUGCGGCCUGACCUUUUCAAGGCAUUGGUGCUCAAAGUGCCUUUUGUUGACCCGCUAUCAUCUAUGCUGAAUCCUGAGCUUCCACUCACUCAAAUCGAGUAUCCUGAAUGGGGAAACCCUACAGAGGAUGCCAGGGCGUACGACCUCAUUGAAUCUUAUUCGCCCUAUGAAAACAUCAAUGCAGACCUCUUCAAAUCUCGCUCUUCCCUUCCAUCACUGUUUGUCACAGGAGGCAUGAAAGAUCAGCGUGUAGCGUAUUGGCAGCCCUUGAAGUUUGUAGCUCGUCUCCGCCACUUUACACCGCCUACAUUUAAUAGUACAACACUGUUGAAGAUGGAUCUCGAUCGCGGUCAUUUUGGGGGCGGAGGAUCUGAGCAGGACUCUCGAUUAUCCGAUGUAGCAGAGCAAAUGGCGUUUUUGAUAUCCCAAGUUCAAAAGUAA
Molecule: messenger RNA, 2181 nt
Organism: Mucor velutinosus
Lineage: Eukaryota; Fungi; Mucoromycota; Mucoromycetes; Mucorales; Mucoraceae
Product: Homeobox protein tos8
Exons: 14
Coding region: 1-2181 (726 amino acids)
Biological process (GO): proteolysis
Molecular function (GO): serine-type endopeptidase activity
Source: RefSeq, a predicted model, not a curated record